AGAAAAUUCCCUACAAUUAUGUUAGCUAUUCUGAUUCUGAAGCAACUUUCACAAUGGUAGAAUAUGAAGCUUUAAUGGAGGAAGUAUACGACGUGAUUAUUCUGUAUGACCGUUGAAAUUUAAUUUGCGCAAUAAUAUCUUUCCCUUACUUUAUCGACGUAUUUAAUAGGAUGACGCGAAUUUGUGCGAAACAAUGAUUGACAAUAUUUUUACAUUAGAAAGUUUCUUGUCAAAAGCACUGCCAUAAUUUAAGUUAAAGUACAUUAUGUCUUAUCCUGGACAACCACCCAUGGGGAUACCAGGCAUGCCUCCCAUGCCAUAUAUGGUUGGUGCUCCACCACCUAUUAUUGGCGGUGUAAUGUCUAUGGCUCAUAUGAUUCCAACACCCGUAUCUGCGAUGCAGACCUCAGCACCAGCCGUACGUUACGCACGCAAUCAAAAUCGACACGAUAAUAAUCGUCGUCGCGAGAGAGAAUCUGGACCACCAGUAACAGUUUUUAUUGGCAAUAUAAUGGAUAGAGCGCCCGAUGUAAUGAUACGACAUAUUUUGGGGGCCUGCGGCCAUGUUCUGUCAUGGAAAAGGGUACAAGCUUUUGGAUUUUGUGAAUAUGCCGGUCCAGAUGCAGGAUUAAGAGCAGUAAGAUUGUUACAUGAUAUGGAAAUAGGCACAAAGAAGCUUGUUGUUAAAGUGGACGCUAAAGCUAAAGUGGUACUGGAUCAAUUUAAAGCAGAGAGACGGAAGAAACUUAGAGGAGGUCAGUCACCUUUACAAGAUGAAACACCAACUGAAGGUAUAGAGGGAGAGGAAGGUGAAGAUUACAUGGAUGAAGGAAUGAGAGUGGUAGAUGCAGAUGCAUUAGCACGUAUUAAUCAAAUUAUUGCUGAACAUGCAGCAGACUUGGAAAUGGCUCAAGUUGCGCCAGAAGAACAUCAAACCAAAAUGGUCGCCAAGUCUUUAAAUUUGGACGAUGCAGAAAUUGAAGAGAGUAAAAGAGAUUUGAUAACUCGAGAAAUCGGCAAAUUCCGGGAAGUAAUGAAGAAGCAGGAAGAGGAGAAGGCCCAAGUAAAACGUAAAAAAGAGGCUGUCGAAAAGGAGGAACGAGAGAAACGCGAAAAGGAACGAAGAGAUAGACGAGAGGAGGAUGGAGCUAACAAGGAUGAUCAGGAAGGCGAGCCUGGUAGUAGCCCUACGUCUCAUAAAGGACGAAGUAGUAGUACAGGUAGCAGUAGAAGAGAUAAGCGUCGUUCUAAAUCCAGAUCAAAAGAACGCGAGAGAGAUCGGCAAAGGAGCGAGAGGGAUCGUGAUAGGGACAGAGAUCGCGAGAGAGAUCGCGAGAGGGAUCGAGAGAGGGAUCGCGACCGUGAGAGAGAACGAGAGAGAGAGAGGGAGAGGGAUAGGGAGAGGGAGAGAGACAGAGAGAGGGAGAGAGAAAGGGAAAGGGAGGAGGCACGAAAAACAGAAAGAGAAAUAAUGAGAGAAAGGGAGGAAGAGGAGGAGGCUAAGGAGAGGAAGAAAAAUGAGAGGAGAGCUAGGGAAAAGGAGGCGGCUUAUCAGGAACGUUUGCGAGCAUGGGAAACUCGGGAACGUCGUAAACAAAAGGAAUACGAAAAGGAGACAGAAAAGCGUAGGGCGAAGCGAGAGGCGAGAGAACGCGAGGCAAAAAGAUUGAAGGAAUUUUUGGAAGAUUACGACGAUGAUCGCGACGACGCAAAGUAUUACAAGGGUAAGGAAUUGUCUCGACGUUUGGAGGAACGUGCUUUGGAAGCCGAAGCUGAUUCGAGAGAUCGCUGUGCCGAAAGACAGGAAUUGCAACGACUACGCGAUAAACUUUAUGCCGAUGCCUCGCAUCCCGAUCCUGCUGCUGAAUUCGAAAGGCUAAAAGCAGAGAGGGAAGAACAGUAUAAGCCUAAACCAGUGAUUACUAUUAUCGACGAGGACGAUGAAAAGAUUGUGAAGAAAGAGAAGGAAGUAGUAAUGCCACCUAUAGAAACCGAGCCAAUCGAAAGUGACAGCGACGACGGCGUUCAGUUCGAUGAUGCGUCUCAACCAGAGGUACCUUCGAGGACACCUCCGCGUCAUCAUCAUCAUCAUCGUAGGCAUCAUCGUCAUCAUCAGAAUCAUCAUCGCGAUGGCGGCGAAGAGAACGAGGAAAUGGUCGUCCAGGCCGAUCGCGAGAAUCAGAAGGAUACUAGGUCCUCGCCGAUGCAUCAACCGGUCGGUACCCCAGUUCAAUCGAUUCCGCCUUCGUUGGACGAGGAUUCGCGUAUGUCACUCGUCAACGAGCCGGAAAAAACAAGCGGCAGUAAUUUUGUUCCUUUCGCGAUGGGAAGCGGUGGUACUCGGGGAGAACAUACCGUUGGUAACAAAACUCCCGCUAGUCCUGGUACAGCCGUUAAUACGAAUUCUCAACAGGCUAAUCAGACUAGAAAAAAAGGUCGCAUCGAUGUGAAGGACGUUUUUAAUAAUGACGAUGACGAUGACGGUACUAAUAAUGCGAGGAAACGGAAAUUAGUUCCUCUAGAUUAUGGCGAUGAGAAAAAGAAAAAGGUAAACGAGGAGACUCCGAAGCCUGGUAAAGAAGAAAGUACAAAAAGUCAAGAAGAAAAACGAAAACAUAUAAAGUCUCUCAUCGAUAAAAUUCCUACUGAUAAGAACGCGCUCUUCGGAUAUCAGCUCGAUUGGGCGAUAAUAGAUAAUACAUUAAUGGAAAAGAGAAUAAGACCGUGGAUUAAUAAAAAGAUCAUUGAAUACAUCGGAGAACCGGAACCCACUUUGGUCGAUUUUAUAUGCAGCAAAGUUAUGGCUGGUAGUUCUCCUCAAGGUAUACUGGAUGAUGUACAAAUGGUAUUAGACGAAGAAGCCGAAGUGUUUGUAGUUAAAAUGUGGAGGUUAUUAAUUUACGAAGUGGAGGCGAAAAAGAUGGGUUUAGUUAAAUAAAUGAUGUAACAUCUACAACGUUACUCGAUUUACGAUUUAUAUUAUACAUAAAAUACCUUUGAUUACAGUAUAAUCUGUAGGUUGCGAAUCCCACGCACGUUACUAAUGUAUCAUUUGUAGGAGUCUACGCUAGACAAGAAAAAAAACGACGUGUUGCUUAAUUAAAUAGGCGAGAUCUACGUGUGUAGAAGUUAUAUUGUUAAAUACAACUUGUAAUUACGAUUUGUAAA
Vespula pensylvanica (western yellowjacket) is the source of this 3168-nucleotide messenger RNA. RefSeq names its product RNA-binding protein 25. Gene Ontology annotation, cellular component: spliceosomal complex. NCBI's taxonomy places the organism in Eukaryota, Metazoa, Arthropoda, Insecta, Hymenoptera, Vespidae. Gene Ontology annotation, biological process: mRNA processing; regulation of alternative mRNA splicing, via spliceosome. The coding region runs from base 266 to 2938 and encodes 890 amino acids. The record is from RefSeq and is a predicted model, not a curated record. The transcript has 12 exons. Gene Ontology annotation, molecular function: mRNA binding.